GAGAGAGAGAGGAUUCGGGGGAGGAGGCAGGCAGCUGUGUAGGCACAGUAACAGCUGCAGCAGCCAACUGCUGCAUAAAAUAAAACCACUUCUGCUCUUUUCGAUUUCGGAGCACACAUCUCUCUCUUUCUCUCUCCUCUGUUCACCUCCGGCCUCAAACUGCACACUCUGAUCACCAUCUUUACCUCUCUCUCCCCUCUCUCUCUGUAUCUUGAAAUUCUUCUUUUCCCUCGGUGUUUCUCGUCACCUUUCUUUUUAUUUUUGCGCACUAGGGGAAACAACCAUAGUUGACAUGUUUCUGGUUUCAUUCUCUCCUUUUCUUUACUUUUCUGUCAGAUCUUCCAAGAGCCGUGUCGUGGUGCCUUGAGGAACCAGCGGCUCUCUUCUUCCUCUUGUUCUUUGUAGAGAGAAAGAUAAAAGAGAGCCUCCCCCUUUACAUUUAUAUAUUGCAAAGGCCUCUGUGGAACUUAGCGCUUUCUGCCCUUCAAUUUGCUCACCCUUUUGUCCAAGCUGUUCUUCCUUGAUAAUUUAGGCCACAUGAAGAGAGCUUCACGCUGGGGGUUCGGAAUUAUUGCAGGCAGGCCAAAAAAGUUAAUUUUACAGAGUAAUUUCCAGUAGUGAGGAAAAGGCUGAGCGAUUCCACAGUAACCAGCGUGAUAAAAGCACAUGUUUUGUUUGAAAAUCAGGGGGUUUUUGCGUGGCAAAAGUAGCUGACUUCACCUUACAUCGGGUUUGGAGCUUUUAGUGUGAAUAACAACAAUAGUAAUUGAAAGAGGGUGACUGCUUCUGUUCCAAGUGCUGCUGACGGCGAAGGGUGGUUUCUUGUGUGAACAAAGAGAAGGAAAAGAAACAGAUUCUUUUGUCAGUUUGCGUGUAGUUUAUACGCAUAAGGCUGCUUAGCUUUGUUGGGCUGUUACCUUUGUUCAUAAGGUAAGUGGUAGAAGUGUGUUUCUCAGCCAUCUAAAAGCCCCAAGAAUCUUCUGCCUCAAUCCAGAGCGUGUAUCUUUGUCCUUCUGAUAUCACUUGGAUUAUUAUCAUUAUUGACCAAUAAAUAAACCAAGAAAAUCAAUCUCUGCGUCAGAGAAUCUUUCUCAGCUCUCUAGUGGGACUCUACAGAAUCAGUUCUUGAAGAUUUGCAUUAUUGGCGAGGUUUGAGCUUGUUUCUCUCUAAGGGGUUACAGAAUAUUUUAAGGUUUGGGGAAAAAUGGCUAUGGUGGCACAGCAUCACAGAGAAAAUAGUAGCGGGAGCAUAAAUAAGCAUCUUGAUUCUGGAAAGUAUGUCCGGUACACUGCCGAGCAGGUGGAGGCUUUGGAGAGAGUCUAUGCCGAGUGCCCAAAGCCCAGUUCUUUACGCCGGCAGCAGCUGAUCCGAGAAUGCCCUAUUCUUUCCAACAUUGAGCCAAAACAGAUAAAAGUCUGGUUCCAAAACCGCAGGUGUCGAGAAAAGCAGCGUAAAGAAUCUGUUAGACUUCAGAGUGUGAACAGAAAAUUAACUGCCAUGAACAAGCUGCUGAUGGAGGAAAAUGAUCGCCUCCAGAAGCAGGUGUCUCAGCUCGUAUGUGAGAACGGUUACAUGCGACAACAGUUGCAAAGUGCAUCUGCUCCGGCCACUGAUGCAAGUUGUGAGUCGGCAGUCACGACUCCUCAGCAUUCUCUCAGGGAUGCUAACAACCCUGCUGGACUCCUCUCAAUUGCAGAGGAGACCUUGGCAGAGUUCCUUUCUAAGGCUACAGGAACUGCUGUUGAUUGGGUCCAGAUGCCUGGGAUGAAGCCUGGUCCGGAUUCGGUUGGGAUCUUUGCCAUUUCACAAAGUUGUAGUGGAGUGGCAGCUCGAGCUUGCGGUCUUGUUAGUUUAGAACCUACAAAGAUUGCUGAGAUCCUUAAAGAUCGUCCAUCUUGGUUCCGUGACUGUCGGAGCCUUGAGGUUUUCACUAUGUUCCCUGCUGGAAAUGGAGGAACCAUUGAACUGUUGUAUACACAGACAUAUGCACCAACUACUCUGGCUCCUGCUCGUGAUUUCUGGACUCUAAGAUACACAACAACCUUGGAGAACGGCAGUCUUGUGGUAUGUGAGCGUUCGCUUUCUGGUACUGGUGCUGGCCCAAGUGCAGCUGCAGCAUCACAGUUUGUUAGAGCUGAGAUACUUCCGUCUGGAUAUUUGAUUCGGCCAUGUGAGGGUGGAGGGUCAAUUAUACACAUUGUAGACCACCUUAAUCUACAGGCGUGGAGCGUGCCAGAGGUGUUGCGGCCGCUUUAUGAAUCGUCAAAAGUUGUGGCCCAGAAAAUGACGAUUGGAGCACUAAGAUAUAUUCGGCAGAUAGCCCAGGAGACAAGUGGGGAAGUAGUAUACGGUCUUGGCAGGCAACCAGCUGUUCUACGCACAUUCAGCCAGAGGUUAAGCAGAGGCUUUAAUGACGCUAUUAACGGUUUCAAUGAUGACGGGUGGUCAUUAUUGAACUGUGAUGGUGCUGAAGAUGUUAUAGUUGCCAUAAAUUCAGCCAAGAACCUGACCACUGGAUCAAGUGCUCUUUCUUUGCUUGGAGGUGUUCUCUGUGCAAAAGCGUCUAUGCUACUUCAGAAUGUUCCUCCAGCAGUCCUGGUUCGCUUCUUAAGGGAGCACCGAUCGGAAUGGGCAGACUUCAAUGUCGAUGCAUAUGCUGCUGUAUCUUUGAAGGCAAGCACAUAUGCAUAUCCAGGAAUGAGACCGAUGAGAUUCACUGGUAGCCAAAUAAUUAUGCCACUAGGUCAUACAAUUGAACACGAAGAGAUGCUUGAAGUUAUUCGUUUGGAAGGACACUCGCUUAGUCAUGAGGAUGCUUUUGGAUCCAGGGACAUUCAUCUUCUACAGAUGUGCAGCGGAGUUGAUGAGAAUGCAGUGGGGGCCUGCUCAGAGCUUGUCUUUGCACCAAUCGAUGAGAUGUUCCCAGAUGAUGCACCGCUGCUGCCAUCUGGUUUUCGCAUAAUACCACUUGAUUCAAAACCAGGUGAUUCACAAGAUGUAUUGACUUCACAUAAAACACUAGAUUUGGCAUCGAGUCUUGAAGUUGGCCCCGCUACCAGCCAUUCUGCUGAAAAUGCAUCGACAUCUUACAAUGCCCGAUCGGUAUUGACUAUUGCUUUCCAAUUCCCAUUUGAGAGCAAUUUGCAGGACAAUGUUGCUACAAUGGCACGCCAGUAUGUCCGUAGUGUGGUUUCCUCCGUCCAGAGGGUUGCCAUGGCCAUAACUCCAUCUGGAUUAAGCCCUACAGUGGAGCCAAAGCUAUCUCCAGGUUCUCCAGAAGCUCUAACGCUUGCACAUUGGAUCUGCCAGAGCUAUAGCUACCAUUUGGGAACGGAGUUGCUAAGAGCUGACUCUACGAGUGGUGAAUCAGUAUUAAAAGCACUUUGGCUUCACCAAGAUGCCAUCUUAUGCUGCUCGUUAAAGGCUCUGCCAGUUUUUAUAUUCGCAAAUCAGGCUGGGCUGGACAUGCUGGAGACUACUCUGGUUGCCCUACAAGACAUUACGAUAGAUAAGAUAUUUGAUGAUUCCGGACGCAAGGCAUUGUUUUCAGAAUUUGCUAAAAUUAUGGAACAGGGAUUUGCUUACCUGCCUGGUGGUAUCUGUAUGUCGACAAUGGGCCGUCACAUCUCUUAUGAACAAGCCAUUGUGUGGAAAGUCUUUGCAGCUGAAGAGAACAGUGUCCACUGCCUCGCAUUCGCUUUUGUGAAUUGGUCCUUUGUUUGAAUGUCACAGAUCAAUUCUUGGAGUUAUUCCUUGGACGAAAUUGUGUUAGGUGGACAUCCACAUGAAGGAUUCCAGAGACGAGAUGGAAUAUAGAGGAGGAAUCAUAGAGUUUUGUUAUGCUUGAAACUUUCACGGGUUUGCAUUUUUUGUUAAUUUACUAAUAGUUUCUCACAUGUGUUCUAAAAUUUUGAUCCUCCUAUGUAAAUUCUUCUGCUGUAAUCUUCUUGAUCUAUUGAAGAAAUUCACUCUAUUGAAGAAA
Molecule: messenger RNA, 3983 nt
Organism: Sesamum indicum (sesame)
Lineage: Eukaryota; Viridiplantae; Streptophyta; Magnoliopsida; Lamiales; Pedaliaceae
Product: homeobox-leucine zipper protein REVOLUTA
Molecular function (GO): DNA-binding transcription factor activity; DNA binding; lipid binding
Source: RefSeq, a predicted model, not a curated record